ACUCUGGCGGAGGGAUGAGUGUUGGAACCUUCUGGGCCUGCAACGCAAUCACGCACAAUUUUGUAAUGCUCUACCACCCGGUGAUUCGAUUAAAAAAAAAAUUUUUUUUUUAAAGGGAAAAAAGCCCAUAGUUUAACGAUUGGAGUGAAAAUAAGUUUGACUGAGGACAAAAAUGUCUUAGCGAUCCGGAUUUCUCUAUAAAUGCAAACGCCACACGUCAACACUUUUCAGGGUCCCAGGAGAGGGCGGGGCGGAAAAACUGGGAAGGCCGUGAACUAGACCUUAGAGCUAAAGCAUCAAUCCAGUGUGAUUCACUAAGCAGUAUUAUACCAAGCGACUUCACUACUCAGGAUGGAAAUAGAGCUGAGAGAUGAGAACAUUAAAAAGCGUUUACCUGUGACUCCGGAGCUGAGCUUGCAACAAUUUAUUGAACAGUCUAACUUACUGGAAGAACUUAAAUAUGACUUCAAUGAAAAAGCUGAAUUGAGACACAUUGAGACACAAAAGCCUUUUGUCUUUAACUAUUAUAAAAAUGUUCUUGAGAGGAACAGUAAGCGAUACCAGGCCCUUGGACAUUUGCUUGAACGAUACAUUUAUGAGCUGUUGGAGAGCGUGUGCAAAUUACAAAAAGUAUACAUUCCACUAGAGACAGAUAAGGAACAUAGAAGCUUUUUUUUUAUGAGUGAAAAAGCAUUAUCAAAUCAUCACUCUGUUCUUGUCCUUCUUCAAGACCGCGGGGUCUUUCGAGCUGGUCAGUGGAGUCAGCAGGCAACAAUACAUCAUGGUCUCCAGCAUGGAAGCCAGAUACCAUGUAUUCAGAUGGCAUUACAGGCACAUUAUGAAGUAAUUGUGCUAAAUCCCAAUGAUAAUUUUGUGGACCUGAAGAUGGGGAAAGAGUGGAAAGACCAUUUAUCACAAAAUAGUGAGUUAUCCUCCCUAAAAAUGUCUCAUACUGAGAGCUUUUUGUCACUCCAGCAACCUCUUCAUUGCAUUCCAAAAACAUGCAGCAACACCCCUGAAGAGCACGUGAUUUCCGUUUGGGAUGACUUCAUUUCAAAGAGUCAGAGCAAGGACAUUGCCUUCAUUGCACAUGGCUAUGGAGGCUUGGUUUUUAUGGACUUGCUUGUUCAUAGAAAGUGGGAAGUGAUGAACAAAGUCUACGCUGUUGCGUUUAUUGACUCUGAACACCAUGUGAGACACCAGGUUGGAAGUGAUGGACAGCUGUUAUCAUGGAUAAAGCACCACUGUCGGGAAUGGAUCACAAGUCCUAAACCUUUGGAUAAACCUGCAGUUACUGUUUUGAAAAAGGAGUUUCCUAUGGUUUCUGCUGGUACAGAAAUAUACAACUUAGCCCCUUCUUCUAGCCUACAAUCAAUUUUCAAAUUCUUUAGAAGAUCCUUGAAAGCCAAAACAAGUAUUAAGUUCUCACGAUUACCAAUAGUAACUAGAAGCACCACUAAAAGAAAGCAAAGCCAGAGCCAGAGCCAGAGCGGGUAGGGCAGUAGCCUUGCAUGUGGCUGACCCGGGUUGGGUCCCUGGCAUCCCAUAUGGUCCCCCAAUGGGUAUAAUUCCAGGUAUAAUUCCGGGUAUAAUUCCAGAGUGCAGAGUCAGAAAUAACCCCUGAAUAUCCGGGUGUGACCCAAAAAGAAAAAAAAAAGCUUAAGUAUUUUUCUUUAAGUUUUAUUUUGUUAUUGUUGGAGUUUUUUUGUGUUGUUUGUUUUUUGUAGUGGCUGAAAUUAAGCCCAGGGCCUUGCUCUUGUGCUUUUAUCACAGAACCACAUCCUAGGCCCUAAGAUUUUUUUUGUCCCACUGAAACUCUGCUACUAAGAAUACUGAAAGGAAAAAAAAAAUUUAAGGGGCCAGAGAGAUCGUGCCGGUAUUAUGGCAUAUUCCUUGCACACAGUUAACCUCCCAUCCCAGCACCACAUGGUGCUCUGAGGACUACAUGAUCCUCUGGGAACUUCCCAGUGUGCGCCCACUCCCAUGCAAAAUCAAAAACAAAGAGUUCUAGCUUGAAGUCUGAAUUUUUUUUCUAAGUAACUAUGUUUUCUUUCAGUGUCCUGGUUCAAUACUAAGCACCACAUAUUAGCAAACCAGGAUGUUGGUGAGUGCCAUCAUCAACAUUUUAUUGGAUUUGUCAAAUUACAGCAUCUUUGUUUUGUAAAAGUUACUUUCUGGGGCAGAAGAGAUAGUACAGCAGGUAUGGUACUUGCCUUGCACGCAACCAACCAGGUUUUUAUCCCCAGCACCCUGCGCAAAUAGCCAAGAGUAAGCCCUGAGUACAGCCAAGUGUGGGCCCAAAACAAAAAUAAGAAGAGUUCCUUUUUUUUUUUUUUUUUCUUUUUGGGUCACACCUGACUCUUCACUCAGAAAUUACUCCUGGCGGUACUCAGGGGACAAUAUGGGAUGCUGGGAAUCGAAUCCGGGUCGGGCCGGGUGCAAGGCAAAUGCCUUACCCGCUGUGCUGUUGCUCCAGCCCCGAAGAGUUACUUUCUUAAGUUUAAUAGAAUCUGCCAAACUUGUGGGUGCUGGGAACUGAAUGUAAAAACAACAAUUAAAUAUAAAGACAACAGUCUUUGAUUUUCAUGUUAUUUACACCAUAUUAAAAUCACAAGUGGCCAUAAAAACUAAAAAUCACAAACUCCAUUUUUGUGUUUGUCAUUUUUUAAUUUCAAUAUUUGUAUUUUGAAUUAUGGGGCUAGAGCGAUAGUACAGUGGGUAGGGUGCUGGCCUUGCAAGUGGUAGACCUGGGUUCAAUCCCCAGCAUCCCAUAUGGUCCCCUGAGUACAGCCAGGAGUAAUUCCUGAGUGCAGAGCCAGGAGUAACCCCUGUGCAUCGCUGGGUGUGACCUAAAAAUCAUAAAAAUUGUAAAAUAAUAAAGGAUGCUGGGGCAGGAGUGAUAAUACAGUGAAUAGGGCAUUUACCUUGCACAUGGCUGACAUGGGUUCAAUCCCCGGCAUCCCAUAUGGUCCCCUGGGAAAGCCAAGAGCACCCUGAUUGUGACCUGAUGGGCCUAGGACCUCACCUGACAGAGAGGGAUAAAAAUGAAUAGAGUGAAAAAAUAGAAGUUUAUUGAGGUGCGUUCCAGCGUGCUCACCAGACCCUAUGGACCUCUGGUGAGGCUGGAGUAGAAUUGUGCCCUCAGAGGACUAAGCAGGAUUGUCAGUUGUCUUGGUGGGGAAGGUAACAAAGACCAGUGGAAGCAGUAUACUUGGUAAGUACGGAAUAUAGCCUGGGGCUACCAGAUUUGGGAUGGGCCACAAGCCCUGUUUUUGGUGUCAGAGUUCACAGGGUGAUCUUUGAUUCCAGGAAUGUUGCUAUCUCAUCAGCUGGCCACCCUUUGGUCCCCAGCAAAGCUAAAAUGACCCCCCCCCCAAAAAAAAAGAUGAAAUAAUGCUAUGGAUCAUGCAGAAGGAGAGGUACUCAAUCCUGCAACUUCAGGAAUACUUCCCUGAGAAAAUGAUACUUGGUUUGAAGAAUGGUAGUAGUUAACUGGAAAAGCAAAAUUAGAGACAAAGAACAUAAGCAAAGUUCUUAAGGCAGAAAAAAAAAAGUCUAGUUCAGCUGGUGCUAAAGAUUUGAGGGAGGGAGGGUGUUAAAACAUUUAUGACAUCUUCAGGGGCUGGAGAGAUAGUAUAGUGGGUAGGAUUCUUAUAUGCGGCUGACCCAUAUUCCAUCCUUGGCAUGACAUAUGGGUCCCCCAAGCCCUUCAAAGGAGCCAUCCCUGAGCACAGGGACAGGAGUCAGUACUGAGCACUGCCAAAUAUGGCCCCCAAACAAAUAUUCAUUACAUCUUCAAAGAUGAUAAGGAAAGCUUUUUCAAGAAAAAUUAUUAAAGGGGCCAGGUAGUAAGUACAGGGGUUAAGGCUCUUGUCUUGAAUCCUAAAACCCUUGUUCAAUACCCAGAACGAAAUAUGGAGUAACCCCUAAGCACCACCAGGGGUCACUACUGAGCAAAGUUUGAGAAGACCCUCUGUGCACUACGGCUUAGAGGCCAAACUCUAUCCCAAAGUAAAAUUACUGUCAUGGGGAGUUUACAGUAGGAAAGAAAGAGGAAAAUCAGCUUCAAAUACAAGGAGUGGGGGCUAGAGAUAUAGUACAGAAGGUAAGGCAUUUGAUUUGCACGCAACUGAUCCAGCUUCAAUCUUCAGUACCAUCUAUGGUCCCCAAGUACCACCAGGAGUGAUCCCCAAAGCACAGAACCAGGAGUAUGCCCUGAGCACAGCUGGGUUGCCCCAUCACCAAAAAAAAGAAGAAGAAGAAGAAGAAAAGGAGCAGAGCCUGAAAGAAGAUAACUGAAAGGUCUGGAGCUCCAGGAGUCCAGGUUCAUUAUCUGGCCCCUCACGGCCUUGAGCACCAUCAGGUGAGGCCCCCAAAAUAAAGAGUAAUAGAGAUGUGACUCACUCGUUCAUGCUCUGGGUUUGAGGUCCCCCCCUUCAAUGCCCCCUCCCGCAGGCCUAAAAAUACAAGGACAAACGGAGUUGGAAGGGGGAGGGGUUAUUGCUCUGUAAAUGGGUAAGGGAAAUUCUUGCUAGACAACUGAAUUCUUGCAGAUCAGGAUAAAAAGAGUAAUUUUAUCUGCCUCAAAAGGCAGGAAGAUUUCUCACUGAGCUGAUUCAGCAGAAUUCUUGCUAAACAGCUCGUGAACAGCACCUAAUAUCGGAGCCUAGUUGAAAGGGUUCACAGGAGCCAGACUCAGAUUUGGUCAAGGAGAAAAGUUUUGUCCAUAAAUGAAAACCAAGAGUGAAUUGCAGACAGUCUGAGGGCUCCAAUCCUGUAAUAUUUCUGCCUCUUAAUAAAAGAGGCAGAAGGAAAAGUUCUUUGAAACCACCCAGUCCACCUCCAAAAUAGCAAAAGAUAUUUUUAAACAUUUGACAGAUAUCUUAAAAUAUUAUCAAACAACACUUAGCUAAAAUUUAACCAAAGGAACAAUCAGCAACUUGAAAAGCAUAUAUAGAAGCUUCACGUAGCUGUGAACAAAAUUUU
Sorex araneus (European shrew) is the source of this 4986-nucleotide messenger RNA. RefSeq names its product putative protein FAM172B. NCBI's taxonomy places the organism in Eukaryota, Metazoa, Chordata, Mammalia, Eulipotyphla, Soricidae. Gene Ontology annotation, molecular function: siRNA binding. Bases 352 to 1497 code for a protein of 381 amino acids. The record is from RefSeq and is a predicted model, not a curated record. Gene Ontology annotation, biological process: regulatory ncRNA-mediated heterochromatin formation. Gene Ontology annotation, cellular component: nucleus. The transcript is spliced from 3 exons.